Molecule: messenger RNA, 363 nt
Organism: Dibothriocephalus latus
Lineage: Eukaryota; Metazoa; Platyhelminthes; Cestoda; Diphyllobothriidea; Diphyllobothriidae
Source: the annotation of a GenBank genome assembly
AUGCCUACUUAUAACCAGCGCAAACGUUUGGAGUACACAUGCCACACCGCCUUCUUCUCCUCCAUCGUCAUUGUGCAGUGGACUGAUCUGCUCAUCUGCAAAACUCGCAAGAACUCCAUUUUCCAACAGGGCAUGUGGAAUCACUACCUGACCUUUGGCCUCUUCUUUGAGACCACGCUGGCCAUCUUCCUUUCCUACUGCCCCGGUCUGGAGUACGGUCUGCGCAUGAUGCCUCUUCGGUGGACGUGGUGGUUACCCGCUCUGCCCUUCAGUGCUGUAAUCUUCAUCUUUGAUGAGACCCGCAAGAAGCUACUGCGUACUCUACCACCGGGCAACUGGGUGGAACGUGAAACAUACUAUUAG